AACAAAUACACACACUCAUUUGUUUGUGUGUACACAUAUAUAAAGCAUAAAUGCCGUUUAACGGAUCAUUUGCAAAGUUUGAACGUGAACGAGUAUAGGUUUUGUUGAGCUCUUCACCAUGUCAAAGGAAGAUUACGAAAACCUCGCCAAGAAAUUACUUUCUACAGUAGAAGAUUAUAUGGAAGAUGGAAAUGGAUGGAAAGUUAUUGUGGAUAAGCCAAAUGUUAUUGUAUCUUCUCGUAAAUCAACAGAAUUUAAUGGUAAUUUAUACAAAGCUGAGGGAAUAAUUGAAGCAUCCCCUGAUACUGUAUUUCAAUAUUUAGACCCGUCACCUGAUUCUCUCCGCCUUCAAUGGGAUAAAAGAAUGGCUGGUAUCGAGUGUCUUGAAGUAUUGAGUCCUAAUUUGAAAAUAGCACGAAUGUACACUGGGGCUGAAGUAAUAAAUAUCAUAUCCCCAAGAGAUUUCGUGGAUCUUAUAUUCAAUGUGGAAAACGAUAAAUUCAUAGCUACCUGUGCAGUGAGUAUUGAGUAUUCCAAAUGUCCACCAAUAGCAGACUUUGUUCGGGGUUUCGAUCACCCAUGUGCUUUGGUGUGCAUUAAAGUUCCUGGAGAUGCAAACAAAACUAAUUUGCUAAGCUUAUUACAACCAGACCUUCGAGGUAGGUUACCAACCGAAAUUGUUGAUUCGGCAAUGCCUAAUUCCCUUGUAGGGUUUUACGAUGGUCUUGGAAAUACAAUACCCAAAAAGGCUCCUUAAGUUUUACCAACUUUAUUGAUAAAUGAUAUAUGAAUGAUGUUUGUCCUAAUAACUUUCCUAAACCAAAAGUUUGUAUUCAAUGAAGACCUGUCGAAAUCCUAUUAAAUUUGAAGUUCAGUAAC
Messenger RNA from Octopus bimaculoides (California two-spot octopus), 879 nucleotides. Its product is annotated as stAR-related lipid transfer protein 5. NCBI's taxonomy places the organism in Eukaryota, Metazoa, Mollusca, Cephalopoda, Octopoda, Octopodidae. The record is from RefSeq and is a predicted model, not a curated record. Gene Ontology annotation, molecular function: lipid binding.